AUGCAGAAUGUCCUAGAUAACAUUGAACUUUCAAUUGAGGAGCUAACUGAAAAUGAUCACCAGUCUCAAGAGGAAUGGAUGAUGCUAUCACAGUUUCAUAGUUGUGGUGUUAACUGUAAUGCUAAAAAUCCAAAAGGAAGCUGCAACUACAAUUGGCACUUAGACUGUACAAAGUAUAGUGAACAGGAUUUAGGGGAAAUGCCUAAUUGGGUUAAAACCAAAAAGGACAAUGCUAGUGCAGAAAUUAGGAAAGGUGAACAAAUUGACAUUAACAGUUUCAGUGAAAAACAAAAGCUUGUAUAUGACAUUAUAGUAUACCAUUCCAAGUUACCAACUGAAUCUAAAUCACCUCUUCUGAUCAUAAUAAUUGGUGAAGCAGGAACAGACAAGAGUUAUCUUAUAAAUGGCAUUUUUAACUAUCUUAAAAAUAAAUGUGUUAUUACAGCAACAACUGGUAAGGCGGCCUUCAAUAUUAGUGGUGUGACCAUUCAUUCUUUUUUGAAGCUUCCUAUAGGUAGUCUGCGUCAAAACGAUUUAUCUGGGCAAAGUCUUCUUAAUUUGCAAGAACAGUUAUUGGGUAUUGACUACCUGCUGAUUGAUGAAUAUUCUAUGCUUGGUCAAACUACGAUGGGCUGGAUAGAUAGAUAG
Paramuricea clavata is the source of this 648-nucleotide messenger RNA. NCBI's taxonomy places the organism in Eukaryota, Metazoa, Cnidaria, Anthozoa, Malacalcyonacea, Plexauridae. The record is from the annotation of a GenBank genome assembly.